Molecule: messenger RNA, 1357 nt
Organism: Loxodonta africana (African savanna elephant)
Lineage: Eukaryota; Metazoa; Chordata; Mammalia; Proboscidea; Elephantidae
Gene: ASB4
Product: ankyrin repeat and SOCS box containing 4
Exons: 5
Coding region: 71-1351 (426 amino acids)
Biological process (GO): intracellular signal transduction
Molecular function (GO): protein binding
Source: RefSeq, a predicted model, not a curated record
AGCAUGUGCCUGUUUGCUUGGUGCUGCUCUCCUGAUAAAUCACAACAAAGCUUCGAGAGGGAGAGGAAGCAUGGACGGCACCACCACCCCUAGAACUAAAUCUGCAGCUGCCAACUUAGUUAAGAAAAAUUUCCUUGAGGCUUUAAAGUCAAAUGACUUCGGAAAAUUGAAGGCUAUUUUAAUCCAAAGGCAAAUAGAUGUGGACACAGUGUUUGAAGUUGAAGAUGAGAAUAUGAUUUUGGCUUCUUAUAAACAAGGUUAUUGGUUGCCUAGUUAUAAAUUGAAGUCUUCCUGGGCCACGGGCCUGCAUCUUUCUGUCUUGUUCGGACACCUGGAGUGUCUCCUAGUGCUGCUGGACCACAACGCUGCAAUCAACUGUAGACCCAAUGGGAAAACCCCUCUCCAUGUAGCUUGUGAAAUGGCCAAUGUGGACUGCGUUAAGAUCCUCUGUGAUCGUGGAGCAAAGCUCAAUUGCUACUCCUUAAGUGGGCACACAGCUUUGCACUUCUGUACAACUCCAAGCUCCAUUCUCUGUGCCAAGCAAUUGGUUUGGAGAGGGGCGAAUGUGAACAUGAAGACCAACAACCAAGAUGAGGAAACGCCGUUGCACACAGCCGCUCACUUCGGCCUCUCCGAGCUGGUGGCCUUCUACGUGCAGCACGGGGCCAUAGUGGACAGUGUCAAUGCCCACAUGGAGACCCCCUUGGCUACCGCAACCUACUGGGCCCUCCGCUUUAAAGAGCAGGAGUACAGCAGGGAGCACCACCUCGUCUGCCGCAUGUUGCUCGACUACAAAGCCGAGGUCAACACCCGGGAUGACGACUUUAAAUCUCCCCUCCACAAGGCAGCCUGGAACUGUGACCACGUGCUCAUGGACAUGAUGCUGGAAGCUGGCGCGGAAGCCAAUCUCAUGGACAUCAACGGUUGCGCUGCCAUCCAGUACGUGCUGAAGGUCACCUCUGUGCGCCCUGCCGCCCAGCCCGAGAUCUGCUACCAGCUACUGUUGAACCAUGGGGCUGCUCGAAUAUACCCUCCACAGUUCCAUAAGGUGAUACAAGCUUGCCAUUCUUGUCCCAGAGCAAUUGAAGUUGUAGUCAAUGCCUAUGAACACAUCAAGUGGAAUGUAAAGUGGAAAAGAGCCAUCCCCGAUGAUGACUUAGAGAGAUACUGGGAUUUCUACCACUCUCUCUUCAUGGUCUGCAGUAACUCUCCAAGGACUCUUAUGCAUUUAUCAAGAUGUGCCAUUCGAAGAACGUUGCACAGCAGAUGCCACAGAGCAAUUCCUUUGCUUUCCCUUCCAUUGUCAUUGAAAAAGUACUUGCUUUUAGAGCCAGAGGGAAUCAUUUAUUAAGCCUUA